GUCUUUACUAUGUAUGGAAACUUCCAUGGGACACAUACCAGAGGAUAUCCCACAUGACUUCACUAAAAUUCGAAUUGAAAACUGCCACCUCACCGAGUUACCGCAAGGAUCUUUCUCUAAAGUUAGUGCCUUGGAGUUCCUUUGGCUGAAUUUCAAUGAGAUCGCCCUGAUGAACAUUAAAAGCCUAGAGGGGCUCGCCAGCCUGACAGAGUUGAGACUACAAGGGAAUAAGCUUGCUUCAGUCCCAUGGACAGCGUUUCAGGACACACCGAAACUCAAGAUUUUGGACCUGAAGCACAAUCAACUGGACGUCCUACCUGAACACGCUCUGAGGCACUUACCAGCCCUAACCUACUUAGAUUUAUCCUUCAAUCAGCUUACUGUCAUAUCGAAAGAUGUCUUUCUUAAUUGGCCUCUUUACCAAACAGCAGAAAAAGCAUGGGGGAAAGAAGGCCUGGUCUCCAAUGUGGUUUUGGCGCUGCAUGAAAACCCCUGGUUGUGCGACUGUCGCCUCAAAGGCUUUGUUGAAUUUGUCAGGGCGAUCAGCCCUCCCAUCAUUCUGAUGAACUCUUAUUUGAUGUGCUCGGGCCCCGCCUCCAAAGCCGACAAGUUUUUCCAUGAGAUCCAACUGAAAACAUGCAUGAAGCCGGUGGCCUCUGCCCCAGAGACUAACAUCACUUUACCCCUCGGAGCAAAUGCAACACUCACAUGCUUAGUCAAGGCCAGGCCAAGCCCAACCAUUCAGUGGAUGUACAGUUUGAAGAUUAUAAGAGGAUUUGCUGCUUCUGAGACUCACAUAGAUGAGGAGACUGUCACCUCCAAGCUGGUGAUACCCUCUCUCCACCUGGCAGACCGAGGACUCUACACCUGCAUGGCCAACAACUUCAUCGGCAACUCCUCUGUCAGCAUCAUGGUCAACAUCAGCUCCUCUAGCUCCUCCGCUCCCCUGCCUCCACCUGUACCCAUGUUGUCAUCUGACGAGAAUGCCUACAUUGACAUCCGCAUCGCCAAGCAGACAGUUUACGGUAUCACCCUUGAGUGGUAUGCAGCGACAGACAACCCCGCAGAGACCUGGUUCACAAUCCACUUUGGUAAAUAUGAUUCACCUAAAAAGGAGAUGAUCUACAUUGGCCCCGGAAUCAACAGCUACUCAGUCAGCGACCUGCUCCCCGUCACCAAAUAUGAGGUGUGUGUGACCUUAAAGAACCAUCCGCCCAGGGAAGGCCAGUGUAUUGUGUUUGUGACAGGAAGUGACAUCAGUGAGCUGGAGCAAAGAGAGAGGCUCAUCCACAUCAUAGUCAUUGUGUGCGCCAUGGUGCUGGCAGUGCCGGCCGGCAUGUACGCCUGCACCACGGAGGCCAGGUUCAGCUGUGUGGAGCGCUGCGUGGAUCUGUGGAAGAGGCGCAGGCUGCGCAGAGAGAACCUGCAGGGGUCUGAGAGGCAGGGUACUUUCGACAGCCUGCAGGCAACCAGCGAAGAAGGCCUGUGCAAGGACUCGGAGGAAAAGCCGAAAAAGAGGAGGAAGUCUGAGGAUAGGCCUAAAGGAGGGAGUGCAGCUCAUCUGUACUAGAGUCAAACCUUUGAGUAUAGCUCCAGUUCAUGCCCCUGAUGUGUUAGCAUUACAUUUAAGUCAGAAAAAUCAGAUGCUUGCUAUAGCUCUGUGACUUGAAUACAGUGAUAAUACCUAAGAGGCACAAACUGGAGCUAUACUGAGCAUAAGGUCAUCCUGUAAGUAUAAAUUUCAAGCUAUAAGCUCAAAAUGGAGAUGCCUUUCUUCCCUGUUAUAGGGAGAGUUUGUAAUUAUCUUUGUUAAUGUACUUGUACAGAAAGUUUGUGCUAAAAUGCAUUUGUUAUUUCUUUGAGUCAGUUUAUGCUUCAGAAGAUUUUUGUUAAGAAAUACGCAUUUUUAUUUUAUUUUCACAGACUACAGAUUUAUUGUAAAGGAAUGAAAUGAUGGUUGCUGUGGAUUAAAGGGGAGUCAAAGAUGAAUGCUGAGACAUACUCUGAUUUUUCAGCACAAUCACACAGAGGAUUUGUUACAUAAGCGGUGUUUUCCCGUGCAUUUAUACAUACACUCGUAAGCAGAUUAAAGCGAUUUUCUAUCUGAAUCCUAGUCAGCAGGACAUGAUAUUUCCAUUUAAUGACAGCUCUGAGCUCACUGUGUCUACCUACCUACUCUAACCCUAACCCUAACCCUAACCCUAACCCUAAGAAAUGGUGAAAAAGGUAGGAAAAAGGUAAGUCCUGCAUUUACAAUCCUGCUUAAAUAAAUAUACAAUGGUAUCAUCAGCUAAAUAGACUU
Messenger RNA from Lates calcarifer (barramundi perch), 2302 nucleotides. Its product is annotated as leucine-rich repeat, immunoglobulin-like domain and transmembrane domain-containing protein 2. Gene Ontology annotation, molecular function: protein binding. NCBI's taxonomy places the organism in Eukaryota, Metazoa, Chordata, Actinopteri, Centropomidae. The record is from RefSeq and is a predicted model, not a curated record.